This is a messenger RNA of Fraxinus pennsylvanica, 435 nucleotides long. NCBI's taxonomy places the organism in Eukaryota, Viridiplantae, Streptophyta, Magnoliopsida, Lamiales, Oleaceae. The record is from the annotation of a GenBank genome assembly.
AUGCCCCAAUAUCAGUACACUGCUUCACCAUUGUCAAUUCCGGGUCACGGAAAAUCUGCAUUUUCUUCGAGACGCGGAAAGAUGUGUGGUUUUUCUGAUACGGGUCACUUGGAGUAUUACAAUUACAACAAUAAGUCUUCAGGGAUAAUAAGGUGUGGAAAAAGGGAAAAUAUUAAGGAAAAAGAGACGAAAAAGAUUAAGCUCAAGGGGUUGUCGAAGGAUUUGUCUACGUUUUCUAACAUGGGUUUUGGAUUUAACUCCGAUGAAGGUAAAGGCAACACCACGAUUACGAAAGCAGCUGAGUUAUUGAUGGAACAACUAGAGAAACUGAGGGUAGAGGAGAAGGAAUUGAAGAAGAAAAAGAAAGAAGAAAGAAAAAUGCCAAACAAUUUGCAAUUUUGGGGGUUUAUUCACAAAACCAAGAUUAUCACGUGA